Messenger RNA from Gamsiella multidivaricata, 1476 nucleotides. RefSeq lists its product as uncharacterized. The record is from RefSeq and is a predicted model, not a curated record. Lineage: Eukaryota; Fungi; Mortierellomycota; Mortierellomycetes; Mortierellales; Mortierellaceae. The transcript is spliced from 3 exons. The coding region runs from base 1 to 1476 and encodes 491 amino acids. Gene Ontology annotation, biological process: peptidyl-proline hydroxylation to 4-hydroxy-L-proline. Gene Ontology annotation, molecular function: L-ascorbic acid binding; iron ion binding; procollagen-proline 4-dioxygenase activity. Gene Ontology annotation, cellular component: endoplasmic reticulum.
AUGGGAAAAGCAGGAAAAGAUCGCAAGAGAAGGCGUCUCUUGGCAGAGGUCUCAGCAACGGGUGUAGGUAUACAGCAUUUGAAGGUCGACCAGGAAAACAUGGCUGACCCAGUAGACUCAGAGAACCAAGCGCUUCAGCACUGCAAGAACUACGGCGGUGUGGUCUCAGAGGAGGACAUGGCGACGACACUGCGCACGCUGCUGGCCUUGGAACAGCACACUGAGGUGUUCCGGUCAAAGGCCUGCAAGCCUCUUCGUGCUGUUGUCCAUCAGCUCCAACAGACAGCCACUGCUACCACUGGCAUGGGACAAACACCUAUCGGCCGUAUUUCGGAUGCUUUGGUGGAUGGUCGUUGGAACGAUGCCCUGGCAGCUCUAGAGGAGAUGAGAGCUCGCGGGCAAGUGCCGAAAUUGGGCGCUCUGCAGAGAUGGGUCCGGGACUGCGACGCAGCCUCGGCCAAGAACGGCGCCUUCGGAGACCCCGUCGUUCUUCGGGUAUUGGAUUCGAUGCUCAGAACCGUAGACCCAUCUAUGGUGCCCAAGAGGAUUGGAGUCGAUGGUAAAGAGGAGCACCCAGUCAGGACCCACCCCAUGUGGCAAGCUUUCCCCAGGAUGGAUGAUAACGUACAAAAGUAUGAGGCUGCAUUGGCGAAGACCCUCUUCACGGAGGAAGAGGCCGAGAGGUACAAGUCAUUGUUCAGGAUCGUUGCCCACCAGAAAGGCCCUCUCCGUAGGACGCCGAAUCUGCACGACUUUACGCUCUAUCUCUCCAACCCCGGCACCAUCCGACUCUGCCACCAGGACGAUCUUUCCUUGCAGCCUCCAGUUGAGCGCAUCGACAUGCCUCAUGUCCCUGGGGCAUUUUUGCUCAAGGAUGUACUCACGCGCAAGGAGUGCCUCCAGAUGAUUUCGGCCGCUGAGGCCAUUGGAUUUACGCCGGAUGUGCCUAUCGUUGGGACUGCAGCCGAGUCCAUCUCGAUCCUGGCACAUAACUUUUUCUGGAUGGCAGACGACCAGCUGCUCGGACAUAUCUUUGAUCGGUGCAAGGCGCAUUUCCCAGAGACGAGAGGCGAUGGACACAAUGCAGUCGGUAUCAAUUCGAGAUGGAGGGUCUAUCGCUAUGUACCUGGAGCCAUUUAUCGCAUCCACGUUGAUGGACAGUGGCCCGGAAGUGGGUUGGAUCCAAAGACUGGAGAAUAUCUCUAUGAUGCUUACGGCGGAACGAGAUGGUCCCGACUGACGUUCCUGGUUUACCUGAACGAUGAAUUCGAGGGCGGCGGAACCACAUUCUUCACGCCCUCAGCCGAUGUCGGGUUCAUGGAUGCUCGGGCUGUUUCCCCAAGGGCAGGCAGCGUACUAUGCUUCCCUCAUGGCGAGGCGGCAGGAAGUUUGCUUCAUGAGGGAUCUCCAGUUUUGAAAGGCGCCAAGUAUAUCAUUCGCGCGGACGUCUUGUACGAAGUCCCAGUUCGAUCAUAA